GCUUUCUUCAGUUUGGUUUGUGGCUUUUGUAUCUUUUGGUGUAACACUGAUUUUGUAAACUUAAACAUCAUAGGAUGGGACUCGAUCGAAAUACGAAUACGAGAAGCAGGGAUUACUUGGAGGGAAUGCUGAGUGAUUAUGUUGGAGGAAAAGCCAAGGGGAAGCCUCAGAAAAGCACUUCUGCUAGGCUUGUCACAGCUCUCACUUGUCUCCAGUUUGCCUUUGCUGUUUAUGCAACAUUCCUUCUCUACUACAUGAGCCCUUCUAUCGAUUUAAGAACCAAACCGGACUUCCAAUGGGCUACCAAGAUUGCACAGCAAUGGAAGCAGUACAUAAUCCCACCCCACAUCAUUGGCCGAUAUCAAGACUCUGCUUCUCUUGUGAGAUUGGCCGAAAUCCAACCCCUCACUCCCUCCGAGGUUUGCGAGAACGAAAAGAUUGAUUUCGAGCAGAAGAAGUCCAGUGAUGCUCAGAUGAUCAAGCUGAAGACAGAGCUUUAUCAUGAGGUGUUGGAGUUCCAAAGCAAAAACAUUGGUACUGAAACUCUUGCUCAGCUGAUGGCAAUGAAGUCCAAGUGGGAUUUGAAAGGUCCUAACAGACCAAAGGUCACAGUGAUCUUGAACCACUUUAAGAGAAAAACACUUUGUGCUCAGCUUGAUAACUUGCUCCAACAAACACUUCCUUUCCACCAUGUUUGGGUUCUUUCAUUUGGGAGUCCAAAUGAGCUUUCUUUGAAGAGAAUCGUCGACAGUUACAAUGAUUCAAGAAUAAGCUUCAUAAGUUCAAGCUAUGAUUUCAAGUAUUAUGGAAGGUUUCAGAUGGCUUUGCAAACCGAAGCUGAUCUUGUGUACAUUGUUGAUGAUGACAUGAUUCCUGGGAAGAAAAUGCUGCAGAUUUUGUCACAUGUAGCCGGAACCGAGAAGUACAUGAACUCUGUUUUGGGCAGCAUAGGAAGGAUUUUGCCAUUUAGACAAAAGGACUUCACUUUUCCAAGCUAUAGAAAGUUCAGGUCUAAGGAGGCAGGACUAUAUUUACCUGACCCUGCCUAUGAUAUCACUCUGGAUAAAAUUGUGCAGGUGGACUUUCUUUCCAGCUCUUGGUUCUUAUCUGCAGAGCUGAUUAAGACACUUUUCAUUGAGACACCCUUCACAUUUUCGACCGGCGAAGAUCUGCACCUUAGUUAUCAGCUUCAAAAGUACAGAAAUGCUGGCUCAUUUGUUCUUCCAGUUGAUCCGAAAGAUAAGGAAACCUGGGGUGACAGUGAACAUAGACUUGCUUAUGUAUCUGAAACCACUGUAAUUUUCAAAGACAUUGUUCAAGUCCGAGAUGAUCAAUGGUGGAAAGCACUAUCUACUGGUUAUAUCACUCAGUGGGCUGCAAUGCAUCCUCAAAAAAUUGAUGCCCUUUUCUAUGCUCAUUCUGUUGAUGAAGUUAAGGCACUUGCACCUCUUCUGGAGAAAUUCAGGUCUACUGUUGGAAAGAAAGCUUACAUUGCCGUCUCUGGAGGAAAUUUCUGCCCUUGUGAAGAUGCAGCUUCUGCACUAAAGUGGCCUAAGGUGGUAUGCAACGAGAGGAGGUUUAAAAUCUUCGAUUUGGCAGUGGGGGCUCUAUCAGGGAUAUCAAACUCGGAGGUCGUAGUGCUACAAGGAGUCUAUGCUAGCAUGAAGGGAUUGAUAAAAAUUCACAACCCGAGUGUGGUGAUCACAGUGGCUGACAUCGAUCCUAAUGUGAAGAAAACUUUGAAAAUGGCAACAGAAACUAAUGGGAAUGGUACAACAUUGGUUCUUUUACCAAGGCCUUCGGUAUCAAAAGUUCUUUGGAUGGCUGAUCUACGGACAACAGCAUUGCCAAAUUGGAACAGAAUGCGAAUUUCUAUCAACAUCAUCACCCAAAACCGGGUGCAGUCCCUUACUAGACUUCUCAAAUCCCUCAGUGAUGCAUACUAUCUUGGGGACGAGGUACCUAUCAGCUUCAACAUGGACAGCAAAGUUGAUGAAGCAACUAUUAGAUUAGUAAGCUCAUUUGACUGGCCUCAUGGCCCUAAAACUCUCAAGAGGAGGAUCAUACAAGGAGGGCUUAUUCGAGCCGUCAGUGAGAGUUGGUAUCCUUCAUCUGAUGAUGAUUUCGGUCUGCUACUGGAAGAUGAUAUUGAAGUCUCACCUUACUAUUACCUAUGGAUCAAAUAUGCCCUCUUAGCCUACCACUACGAUCCUCAAGUGUCUCUCCCCGAGUUGUCCUCAAUUUCUCUCUACACCCCUAGGAUAGUUGAAGUGGUGAAAGAAAGGCCUAAAUGGAACCCAACUGAGUUUUUCAAGAACAUCCAUCCAAACACACCUUAUUUCCACCAGUUACCUUGCAGUUGGGGAGCAGUCUUCUUCCCCAAGCAAUGGAGAGAGUUCUAUGUCUACAUGAACAUGAGGUUCACCGAAGAUGCCAAGAAAAACCCAGUUCAAAUUCCAAAGUCCAGGACUAAUGGUUGGCAAGCCUCAUGGAAAAAAUUCCUUAUAGACAUGAUGUACCUCAGAGGAUAUGUGAGUCUUUAUCCAAACUUUCCAAACCAGGCAAGCUUUUCAACGAACCAUAUGGAACCCGGGGCUCAUAUCAGCGCCAAGGACAAUGUUGUGAAGCAUGACAAGUCUGAUUUUGAAGUGCCAAUGUUGAAGGAAGACUUCCGAAAUUUCUUGCCAGGUGGUAAACUGCCUCCUGCCUCAAGAUUGCCAUCUUUGAACCUCUUCAACAUGCCCGUUUCCCUUAAAGGCUUGAAGGCAGCCGGAGCAAAGUUGGGGCAGGAUGUGAUUGGAUGCAACAAUGCGACCGAGAUAGUCAUGGUUGAUCAUCAAACCGGACUACCAGCACGCUGUGGCAGGUUCUGAUAAAUGGAUUUGUUAUUGAUUAUUCUUUAUUUUUAUAAACAAAGAUAGUUUGUAUCUUCAUUUUUUAUGUGGGAAAGUUGGUUCUGAGAACAACGAAAAACAAGAGGGAUAAGAUGGAAAGGAUAGGAUUUUGGCUAAGAAAUUUGUGAUUGUGUUGCUCACUAAUGUUGUACUGCAGCCUAAAGUGGUUUGCAGAACUAUGUAAGUAACCAAAGUGGUUCAUGUAACUUUGUUAGCAAAAGGAGAAGUCUUUUCACUCAUUGACAAUUUCUAUCUUAAAUGGUUCAAUGUGGAAAGUUU
Messenger RNA from Argentina anserina (silverweed cinquefoil), 3173 nucleotides. RefSeq lists its product as uncharacterized. The transcript is spliced from 4 exons. Bases 75 to 2873 code for a protein of 932 amino acids. The record is from RefSeq and is a predicted model, not a curated record. Lineage: Eukaryota; Viridiplantae; Streptophyta; Magnoliopsida; Rosales; Rosaceae.